Pantherophis guttatus is the source of this 787-nucleotide messenger RNA. It is a transcript of the gene LSM8, whose product is annotated as LSM8 homolog, U6 small nuclear RNA associated. Gene Ontology annotation, cellular component: precatalytic spliceosome; U4/U6 x U5 tri-snRNP complex; U6 snRNP. The record is from RefSeq and is a predicted model, not a curated record. Gene Ontology annotation, biological process: mRNA splicing, via spliceosome. Gene Ontology annotation, molecular function: mRNA binding. NCBI's taxonomy places the organism in Eukaryota, Metazoa, Chordata, Lepidosauria, Squamata, Colubridae.
CUUCUCUCGCUCGCGCGCGUCACAAAAGUCCAUGCCACGUGAGAGAAUUUAGUUUCUCGCUUGAGAACGGGAAACCUCGCGAUAGUUUAGGAGCGUAGGAUUCAAUAGGGAUCGUCGCUAUGACCUCCGCGUUGGAAAACUACAUCAACCGUACUGUUGCUGUGAUUACUUCAGAUGGUCGAAUGAUUGUGGGCACUCUCAAGGGCUUUGAUCAGACAAUCAAUUUGAUUUUGGAUGAGAGCCAUGAAAGAGUAUUCAGUUCUUCACAAGGAGUGGAACAAGUAGUAUUAGGAUUAUACAUUGUGAGAGGAGAUAAUGUAGCUGUAAUUGGAGAAAUAGAUGAAGAAACAGAUUCAGCCCUUGACUUGGGAAAUAUUCGAGCAGAACCUUUGAAUUCAGUUGUACAUUGAAAGACAAAAGAAUAAGGACUGCUUUACAGAAUUAUUUAUACAAUGGCAUGACUCCUUUUUAAAAUCUGCAUAAUUGGAUCAUUUAUACUUAUUUUUUACUGUUAUAGCUUUAUGUAAAUUGAAGUAUACAUUUUACUACUGACUCAUGUAUUUAGAACUCCAACAUAGCAAUUGGAAAAAGCAACUUUAAAAACUGUUAUCUAGAAGUGUUAUAGCUUAGAACAUAAGGAAAUGAAAAUUCUAAACUGCUGACACAAAAAGAAUAUUUUGCUAGGAAAAACAUUCAGAAAAAGCAAUAUUUUAAAAUUAUAUUAAAUAAAUCACAUUACGUACAAGUGUACUUUAUAAAUAAAAAAUAUUUUUAAUUUCUUAAAAAA